Messenger RNA from Exaiptasia diaphana, 1264 nucleotides. Its product is annotated as microfibril-associated glycoprotein 4-like. NCBI's taxonomy places the organism in Eukaryota, Metazoa, Cnidaria, Anthozoa, Actiniaria, Aiptasiidae. Bases 1 to 1146 code for a protein of 381 amino acids. The record is from RefSeq and is a predicted model, not a curated record. The transcript is spliced from 6 exons.
AUGAGCCUUAAUGCGUUUUUCCUUACUUUUAUCGGGAUUGUUUGUGCUUUUGUUUUGCAAAUSGAAACAYCUGAAGCCGAAUGUCACACGUCUCUCUGGGGAACUCAGCUUGUAAACCAUGUCAUGGAUACUUUGGCUAUUGGUGACAUCGAUAGCUGCUACAUGACCUGUGCUGCGACGCCAGGCUGUCAGAGCAUCAACUACUACACAGAAAGGUCUCUCUGUGAGUUGAAUAGUAGGACAAUAGAGAACACGCCCAAUAUGAGAGAGGCUAACGAAGACUCCGUGUACUUCACGAUUCUAGAUCCAAUCCCUCUACGGCCUGUGGAUGGUAAUUUUACCGAGUGGAGCAACUGGACACAAUGUCUUCUGCCAACUUGUGGUCAACGGAAAACACGACAUCGAGAUCGUUCUUGCACCAACCCACCACCUGCUCAUGGUGGAAAGAACUGUACUGGGCCUUACAGCGAGACACAGAAUUGCACUCUGACUCAGAUGGCAUGCCCUAUUUUCAAGAACUGUACUGAAUUCUAUGAACGCGGUUUCAAUCGAAGUGGUGUGUACAGUAUUGAUCCCGACGGAGAUGGAGAAUUUGAGGUUUACUGYGACCRCAWGACUGCAGGAGGAGGAUGGACAGUCUUCCAGAGAAGAAAAGACGGUUCGGUUGACUUUUACCGAGGAUGGAAUGACUACAAAAGAGGCUUUGGAAAUCUCGAAGGCGAGUUCUGGCUUGGCCUUGACAAGAUUUACAGACUGACCAGGCAGACUAAAAACCGUCUUCGUGUUGAUCUUGAGGAUUUUGAAGGACAGAGCGCGUAUGCUGAGUAUGACUACUUUGCUGUAGCCAGUGAAGAAAACAAGUAUAGACUCAGUCUUGGGACAUACUCGGGUACUGCAGGGGAUGCAUUUUCAUAUCAUAAAGAUAACAGMUUCUCCACCAAAGAUCGGGAUAAUGAUAAAGCGAGGUACCUUAAUUGCGCUGAAGMUCGGAAGGGUGCCUGGUGGUACAAUUACUGCUCGGUCUCCAAUCUUAAUGGUCUGUACACCCACGAUGCGAAAUAUUAUGGAACAGACAGUGUGAACUGGUCCAAAUGGAGACUGUACUAUGCAGUUAAGAGAGCUGAAAUGAAGAUAAGACMAGUGUAGUCCCUGGAGCCUGCCGUACAAAUUGAGCACAUUUAAAUUGACGCAUAUAGAAUUGUAAGUCAAGCAAAGUGUAAACAAUGUUUCUUCGUGAUUUCAAUAAAAAAAUAAGCUAAUCGUC